UCCAAGGCUAUGCUUUUUCUCUGCCUCAUAGCCUUUUUCCAAGUCUCUUUUGCCACUUCCAAACCUACUGGUCUAUCCAUGAAGCUCAUCCGAAGGGAUUCCCUGCACCCUGGAAACCUCACUAAAGUUGAAAGAAUCAAAAAAUUGUUACAAUUGCCAGAAUUUAGAGCUCCAUAUUUAGAUUCUGUUUUGAGUUCCAAUGCAACAGCAGAUCUUGAUACCGUCCAUGUACCAAUAGGUCGCGUUCCUGAUAAUCAUCUAUAUGUGGUAGAGCUUAAAAUCAGAAGCCGACUCCAUCUGGUGAAGUUGCUGAUGGAUACUGGAAGUGGUCUAAUUUGGAUGCAGUGUAGGCCUUGUAAAAAAUGCUUCAGACAGCAGCUUCUCAUGUAUGACUCUCGAGCCUCCACCAGCUAUCACAAGCUUCCUUGCACUCACCCGCUUUGUCAAGGUGAUUACAAAUGCUACAAAUGUUAUAAUAAUGAAUGUGUCUACAGCAUUCGGUAUGGUGUUGAUUCUCAUCCUAAUCCACCUACGACAAAAGGUGUUGCAUCUUUCGAAUCAUUCCAAUUUCCUGUUGAUAAUGUCCACACUAGAGUCAUUGAUGGUAUGGUUUUUGGAUGCUCCAAAGAUAACCAAAACUUUGAUUUUUCCAAUGGGGAGAUUUCAGGAAUUCUAGUAUUAAGCUUGGCACCAGAUUCACUAGCAACCCAGUUAGCUAGUAAAGGCAUUACUAGUUAUCGGUUCUCAUACUGCUUAGGCCCUUUUACUGAUGAAUUGGUGCGACCUAGUGUCCUAAGGUUUGGAGAUGAUAUUCCCCCACCAGUAGGAAAUCUUCAAACAACACAAAUUCUACCAAACGGAUUCUAUCACUUUCACUUGGAAUUGUUAGAGGAUCAUGGCAGCAACAAAACAUGCGUAUCAUUUAUAAUAUGGAUGUUGCUAGACUCCAAUGGGUUACCGAGACUUGUGGUGAUGAUAUUCCAUGAUUGA
This is a messenger RNA of Theobroma umbraticum, 990 nucleotides long. Its product is annotated as aspartic proteinase nepenthesin-2-like. Lineage: Eukaryota; Viridiplantae; Streptophyta; Magnoliopsida; Malvales; Malvaceae. Gene Ontology annotation, cellular component: extracellular region. The record is from RefSeq and is a predicted model, not a curated record.